AUGUCUAAGAAACGAGGUCUGAGUGCUGAUGAAAAGAAGACGAGAAUGCUUGCGAUCUUUCACCAAAGUAAAGAUUUCUUUCAGUUAAAGGAAUUAGAAAAAAUAGCUCCUAAAGAAAAGGGUAUAACAAUGCAAUCUGUUAAAGAAGUUGUGCAGAGCUUAGUGGAUGAUCAUCUAGUUGACUCUGAGAAGAUAGGGACGUCUAUUUACUUCUGGUCUUUUCCAAGUAAAGCAAGAAAUGCAAAAAAGAGAAAAUUGCAAAUGUUGCAGUCUGAGGUAGAUGAAUGUUUCAAUAAAUUGAAGAAAGCCGAAGAAAGUUUUGUAACAGAAUCAGUGGGACGAGAACCAUGUGAUGAAAGAAAUAUUACUCUGUUAUCAUUAGAACAGACAUUACAACAGGAAAAAACAUUAAAAGUCGAGCUGCAGAAGUACAGAGAUUCUGAUCCAGAAUACAUAGCACAGUUGAAGUUGGAGAUAGAGAAUUUAAAAGAAGCUAUCAAUCGUUGGACAGAAAACAUUUACAUUAUGAAGUCUUACGUGAAGAAUACUUAUGAUAUGGAAAAUGAAGUUAUUGAUCAAAGUUUUGGCAUACCAACAGACAUGGAUUAUGUUGAAAUCUAA
Molecule: messenger RNA, 621 nt
Organism: Diatraea saccharalis (sugarcane borer)
Lineage: Eukaryota; Metazoa; Arthropoda; Insecta; Lepidoptera; Crambidae
Source: the annotation of a GenBank genome assembly